CAGCAAGUCAGACAGAAAACAGGAACGAGCUGAGUGGAGCGAGCUUGGGGAGGGGCCCUUUGAAGGAAUAAAGCCAACACCGGUAUUCCAGCUACGUACAACUCUGGAAUACGCAUUAUUUGCUGUCUUUAAAAACAUUUUUGGGAUCGGACUCGAGAGAUCCCUUUCAGAAAGUUUGAAUUUCUUGCACUGAUUUUUUGACUGACAAAGAGAACUGCUCAGAUUUGCACCAGUGGCUUGAAACCGGGUCCAGUGUCCCCUUUCUCCCUCAUCAGUCCUUCCUGACGUCCUUCUGUGUUUCCCCGCUGUCUAAUUUUCCUGGUCCCGCUGACUGCACAUUGUAACGAUGCCUAGCUCGCUUUUUGCCGACAUGGAGCGGAACGGGAGCAACCAGGUCGAUGCCCUGGACGAUCACAGAGCCUUGCAGAUAGCCCUGGACCAACUGUCCCUCAUGGGCUUGGACAACGACGAGAACUCGCUGUAUGACAACGAGCCCAGAAGAAAGAGUGUCAACAUGACCGAAUGUGUCCCAGUUCCCGGCUCUGAGCAUGUAGCAGAGAUCGUUGGCCGACAAGGUUGUAAGAUCAAAGCCUUGAGAGCCAAGACCAACACUUACAUCAAGACCCCCGUCCGAGGCGAGGAGCCCGUGUUUGUGGUGACCGGCAGGAGAGAAGAUGUAGCCAUGGCCAGGAGGGAGAUCAUCUCUGCAGCCGAGCACUUCUCCAUGAUCAGAGCCUCCAGAAACAAAAACACAAGCCCCAGUGGGGGGAGUGGGACCCCGGCCCCCGGGCCCCCUAACCUCCCCGGCCAGACCACCAUCCAGGUCCGGGUGCCCUACCGCGUGGUAGGGCUGGUCGUUGGCCCCAAGGGGGCCACCAUCAAGAGGAUCCAGCAACAGACCCACACUUACAUCGUGACCCCCAGCCGAGACAAGGAGCCCGUGUUCGAGGUGACGGGGAUGCCCGAGAACGUGGACCGCGCCCGGGAGGAGAUAGAGGCUCACAUCGCCAUGAGGACCGGAGGAAUCAUCGAGCUCACGGACGAGAACGAUUUCCACGCCAACGGCACCGACGUGGGCUUCGACCUCCACGGCCACGCCAGCCUGUGGUCCAAGCCCACCAGCGGCGUGACCCCCACCUCGGGACGCAAGCCCUUCUCCAACUACCGCAACGACUCGUCUUCCUCGCUGGGCAGCGCGUCCACAGACUCCUACUUCGGCACCAACGGCUCCCGCAUGGCCGACUACAGCCCCCCCAGCCCCGCCCUCAGCUACACCGCCACCAACAACAACGGCAACAACAACAACAAUGUCAACAUCAACGUCAACGCCAACGGCAACGGGUUCGUCUACGGGAGCGAGGUGAUCUCCCCCGACUGCACUGACAUGAACUUCGACCCCUCCCCCGGGUUCGACCCGACGCCGGCUCCUCCAGGCCUCCUCUGGUCCCAGUACGAGAGAGGGAUGACCCCCUCCUCCAACGGCGGUAACUCCCCCACCUCCACCUCGACCAUCUACCCCGCCAACGCUUCCACCAACGCCAACGGGAUGCUGCCCCCCAGCCAGAGGAGGCCCAACGGCAGCACUCCCCAGCCCAGACAGUCCCCGCCCCUCCACAGCCACGCCGGCAGCCCCUCUGAGCACCCCCUGGCCCGCAGGGUCCGCAGCGACCCGGGCGGAGGCCCUCUCAGCUUCCCAGGAUACUCCAGCAGCAUGGCCUCCCUGCCCGGCCCACACCUCCCCGGGGUGCCCUGCGACUCCUCCGCCUCCUCCUCCUCUUCCUCGUCCACCUCGUCUGGCACCAGCAGGAAGGGCAGCCGCGACUGCUCCGUGUGCUUCGAGAGCGAGGUCAUCGCGGCUCUGGUCCCCUGCGGACACAACCUGUUCUGUAUGGAGUGUGCCAACCGCAUCUGCGAGAGGAGCGAGCCCAGAUGCCCCAUCUGCCACGCGGGCGUCACUCAGGCAAUACGUAUAUUUUCAUAAGAAUUGUAUCGCUGACUGUAGGGUUACCACGGUUACAGAGUCUGGCUACAAUAGCAACAACAACAACAACAGACUCUUGUACUGCUUUAACAGAACGGGGGAGUGUACAUAUGAAUAUACACGUGUAUGUGUGUGAGGCUGCACUACCAAUCCCCAGGGCUCCGUUAGAGUUGUUUAUAAUGUACUGUAGCUUGAGGAAAUAUUUUCAACAUUCUAAAUGCAUGUUUAAAAUAUUACAGAAUAGUAAUCAAUAGUUCUAGUAAAAGUGUACACCCUAUUUAUGAAGUUAGGAGUGGAGAGGUCUCGGCUGAGGUACUUUAGUCAAUAUGUUGACUGUUGCUAGAGCAAGCCUUCCAGUUUCUCUGAUCGAAUGUACUGAGACAGGAGUGGGGGGGUUGAGAAACAAGGAGGGUGUCUAUCAAAACAGGACUAUUGACGUUAAAGACACUGCAGCUUGACUUUCGAUACAUCAGAGGGAGAAACGACAUAUCCAACAUACAUAUAAAUGUACAGAAUGACAAUUCCACAAGUUAAAAGUUUUGAAUAUUAAUUACAUUAAUACAGAUUGAAGUAUUUUAUUCUUUUUUGACUUGAAAGAUUAUAUUUCGUAUUGCAAAGAUGUUUACAAAUAUUUUAAUUUAAGUUCAGUGAACUUUUUGUAGCUGGGUUAAGAUAUCGUUUAUUUUUUUGUAUGGCCUUAUGGCAGUGAUCACUGUAUUAUUUUAAUAUCACAUGACUGUGGGCGGAAAUACAAAUCCACUAAAUGUGUUUUGCAUUUGACAGUAUUCUGGUGGAAUGGAGUUUUUAUAGGUUCAGCAAAAAAUGUCUUUUAAAUCUGCUUCACCCAGCAUAUUUUUUAUUCAGUAAUAUAAAGCAUAUUUUAUUCUAUAUUAUUACAAAAUGUUGAAAUGUACAAAACUUAGUAAGUCAAACGCAGAGGAAACGUUUAUGCUUUCUAAAAUUUGUAUGAAUUAGAUUCCAGUGGAAAUUACAGGCUUCUGUUGCACCACUCUAGUUUUACUAUUUCUAUUUUAAUACAUUUGUUUACCACUUGUCUAUGUAUAUGUAGGUGAAGUUACUUGAGCGUAAAUGUACUUUAUUGAGCAAAGUUUAAGAACAAAGUAUAUUUUAUUUUAUGAUAAAGGGCCUUUAACCUCAUGGUCGAAUACUAAUAUUAUAUUUGCUGAGACAAGAUUUGAAAAUGUAUCAAGAGUUUUAUUUUUUUGACAUUUAAAGUUCUACAUGAUAAAGUAAAACUUAAGUAAUGGUGCUACUUCAUGUUUUUUUAAGUAUUUCUAUAUAAGUCCAAUAAAAAUGGUA
Molecule: messenger RNA, 3301 nt
Organism: Osmerus eperlanus (European smelt)
Lineage: Eukaryota; Metazoa; Chordata; Actinopteri; Osmeriformes; Osmeridae
Gene: mex3b
Product: mex-3 RNA binding family member B
Exons: 2
Coding region: 347-1981 (544 amino acids)
Molecular function (GO): RNA binding
Source: RefSeq, a predicted model, not a curated record